Molecule: messenger RNA, 2556 nt
Organism: Colletotrichum chrysophilum
Lineage: Eukaryota; Fungi; Ascomycota; Sordariomycetes; Glomerellales; Glomerellaceae
Exons: 2
Coding region: 1-2556 (851 amino acids)
Cellular component (GO): cytoplasm
Molecular function (GO): protein kinase binding
Source: RefSeq, a predicted model, not a curated record
AUGGAUUCUGAAGACGGGGAGUUGUUCAUAAAGCAACUGGCCAGCUUCGUGCGCACGCACGAAAAGGCUCUCGCCAACGCCUUGCAAUUCCGAAGACAGACCGCCCGCCAUGGCGCCUCGCAGAGUGUCAGCUCGCUACCCACGCCGCAGUCUCCAGUCGUUCCCGAACGGCCAUCGACCUCGGCUUCAACUUCGAGCGGCCUUGCAUCCGCCCUAUCUCUGGGCUCUCUGAACUUCACUUCGCACAGCGUAAAGUCUGCGAAGCUGGCCUUGACGCCUCACCAUCUAUUCUACCUACUUUCUCGAUUCGAAGAACUCGCCAUUCCUGUCGGCCCCAUGAAGAUUCGUCUCGAGAACCUCCACGAUAGCUCUACAUCCGCCAACUACGUUUCAUUCCUUAGCAAUACCCAACGAUCCAGAAGCCGCGGCUCCGAUGUCGGUUCCAUACACUCCGUAUCUAGUGUCCGCAGCGUCAUGUCUGGCAUGUCGGCUCUCUGGCAAAGCUUUGGCAUCGGCGCCAGUAUAUCUGCCGCCAGAACAGAGCGACAAAAGGCUGCCAUCCAGGCUGACCUGAAAUACCUCUACUCGGCUUUCACCAAGAUUCCGUGCCUGCGUCUCGCCCCCGAUUGGCGUGCCCGCCUGAUUCGCGGCUACGAAGAAUUCCCGUUCGACUCUGCCGUACCACUAUACGUUUUCAAGAACGUCCAAGCUCUUGAAGUCAACAGCAUCGACUUUAGACAGUUCUUUGGCUGGGACAAGAUGGCCGAGCAGCUUAGAUCUCUCACUCUCAAGCGUGCCGGCGUGGAAGACCCCGCGGACAUCCUUAUCGACAUUGUGCUCGACGACAUGGACAAGAGGCGCAGGAGAAGUGCGAAGCAACAAUCUUCCCCAACAACGCCUUGGCCCGCCAGUUCGAGUCCUCGCAGGAGUCCGACGCUCCCGCACGCAGAACUCCAUAAGGCUACUUCAGCACCUGGUUCGCCGGACCCGCGAAGCUCUAUCGGAGACCUCGGCAUCGGUUCCUUGAACAUGCACGACGACGAUAUGGCACCUGGCGAAGGUAGAAGGCCUUCUAUCGCUCGCACCGAGACCUUUGAGGCCAUGUCACCGCCGAAGAGCAGGCCGCGCAGCAACUCGCCCACCCGGCCAAUCAGCUCACGCAACCACUCGCACAUGAGAGGCGGCCACAAGGUUCGUCGCUCCGGAUCUGGUAGCUCGCAGUCGAGCCUGUCGGACUCGUGGCACCACAGCCGUACUGGAAGCUCAUCAAAUUUGUUGAACAUGGGCAUUUUGCCUGCGUCCAAGUGGCGCUUCCUCAAGCACCUUAGUCUUGCAGACAACUCCAUGACCUCCAUCCCGGCUACCAGCUUGGCUCCUCUCGCAAACACCCUCCAUUCGCUGGACUUGUCGUCGAACCUGUUUACUCAGAUUCCCGAUAGUCUGGCCACCCUUACCGCCCUCCGCGCACUUAACCUCUCACACUGCAUGAUUGAUGGGCUCCACUCCCUGACGCGCAAUCCCCUCCCCGCCAUCUCAGCCCUCAACCUCCGGGCCAACCGACUCCAGUCCAUUGCCGGCAUCGAGAAGUUGUACCCUCUCGAGCGUUUGGACCUGAGAGAUAACCGCCUCUCUGAUCCCUCGGAGCUUGCUAGACUUACCGGCAUCCCCGACAUUCGGGAGAUCUGGGUCGAGGGCAACCCCUUCACUCGCACCCACAAGGACUACCGCAUCACCAUCUUCAACCUGUUCCGGAAGACUCCCGGCUACACUGAGGACAUCAUCAUUGACAACUCCGGCCCUUCCUACUCAGAGAGAAGAUACCUGGUCGAGCGUACUCCGGUGCCCGCCGCGGUCCCAGUUGUCAAGCCCGCCCCUGCCGACAUUCCCGCCGUCGAUGUCAGCAAGCCCGCCAUCAUCUACGACAUUCCCAAGGAGGCGUCCGUUCUCCGUAAGGAGCGACCGGUUCCAAAGGCCGUCACUAGCGAGGUUAACACCAGCUCCACUCGUCGCCGUAAGACCCCUAAAAGGCGCAUAGUGGAUCUGUCAACAUCUGAUGGCACCCCAAUCUUGCCGCCUGGUGUUGCACAGCUCCCGCCGACCGAUGUCAAGGUCCUGGCUGCGGACGCCACUGCUACCGCAGCCGGGUCCGACAGCAACUACCGCAUCUCCCAACCCCCCGAGGUUCCACCUCUGCCGUCUGCGGUGCUCUCCGAUGGCCGAAAAGCCACCUCACAACCGGAAGUACCACGCAUCGACACUAGCGUAGUCCCCGAGCUUCCUCCCAUCUAUACGACUCGCGAGACUCCGGCCGACUCCCAGGACUGGGACGUCAGUGGCGAGAUGUAUCGCAGAAAGAUCGAGGCGCUACGGGACAAGGUUGGAAACGGCUACCUGAGCGUGCUCAGUGAGGAGGGCUGGGAUCCCUCUCGCCCUCCAACAUACACUGUCCCCGACUUCAGUCCAGCCUCGACUGUACGGCCUAGCCCUACAACACCCCGUACCGCCACCACCACCCAUCACCCCCAGGCCAUCCACAGUGGCCGCACUCUUGGUUAA